AUGAAUUUUCUUUUUUCAAAUGAUGAUGAUGAUGGAAACUUUGAUUCUUUUAUCACUCAGAAUUUGAAACCAGAGCCUCCUAAAGAAAAACCAUCUAGCAAAAAAUUAUAGACUACAUUCAAACCCAUAGAACUCAAGAGCUAAUUUCAAUUCAUUUCCACUCCAAAGUUAAAACAAAAUAAGGAUGAUGCCAAAACAACUCUUUGGAAUCUUAUGUUGCAACAUUUGAACCAUACUAAUCAAAUCAACAAUUUUAAUUAAGAAAGAUCGAAAUUACCUUAUCCCUUGAACUCAUUUUUUCUGUCUAAAAUUUAUGAAUAUCGAAAUCAAAAAAUCGAUGCAAUCAUAUGCGAAGUACAUGAUAUUGAAGAAUUUGGGGAUACCACUGAAAUAACAUUGAAAGAUCAAAGUGGUUCAUGCUAAGCGUCAAUUUUGUCUGAUAUAUUCACCGAGGAACUCGAUGAUCUCAACCCUCAGAUAUACGAUCCUGUCAAGAAAAUACAAAAAAAAGAGAAUAUCCUGGUUUACUUAGAAAAUGUAACAGUAUUCUCUCCAAACGAAUUUUAGAUUACUAUUAUUAUUAAUAGAGCCAACUUAAAAUUAGCAAUUUUCUGA
Messenger RNA from Paramecium octaurelia, 615 nucleotides. The record is from the annotation of a GenBank genome assembly. NCBI's taxonomy places the organism in Eukaryota, Ciliophora, Oligohymenophorea, Peniculida, Parameciidae.